Molecule: messenger RNA, 585 nt
Organism: Vicia villosa (hairy vetch)
Lineage: Eukaryota; Viridiplantae; Streptophyta; Magnoliopsida; Fabales; Fabaceae
Product: paired amphipathic helix protein Sin3-like 2
Exons: 5
Coding region: 1-585 (194 amino acids)
Biological process (GO): negative regulation of transcription by RNA polymerase II
Cellular component (GO): chromatin; histone deacetylase complex
Molecular function (GO): transcription corepressor activity
Source: RefSeq, a predicted model, not a curated record
AUGGUUGUUAGAUCAUUAGAUAUAGAGAAAGAUCCGUUCAUGCCUCGAGAAAGGGAUGAAAAUUUGGCCGGUGCUGAAGUACCAUUUCUCGGUGCAAAUGGAGCACUAAUGGGAUCAACUACAAGAAAAUCAAUAACCAACGAUGAUGCAAACAUGUAUCUGAAAGAAAUAAAUGAGGCAUUUAAAAAUGAGAAGUAUAAGUAUAAUGAAUAUCUAAGGGCCAUGAAGGAUUUUCAGAUAAAGAGAAUUGAUAUAGAGGGAUUGAUGGCUAGAGUGGAGAAAUUAUUCAAUGGCCACAAGGAAUUGUUAUUGAAAUUUAAUAACUUUUUACCAGAUGGAUUUGAAAUUAAAACUCCAUCGAAGAAGCCAAAUAUUCCAAUAGUGAAAAAAGAAGAUGUUCAAAAAUAUUUGGAAAAGGUGAAGAUUCGAUUUUCACGUCAACCUAUUGUUUAUGAUAUGUUUCUAGACAUAAUAAAUAUGUAUAAAAACAAAUAUAAGAGCCUUGAGGAGAUUUAUGAAAUGGUUAUUUCACUUUUUGAAGACCACCCAGAUCUUAUCGAUGAAUUUACUGAAUUUCUUCUAUAA